AUGGUGAAAACAAAAGCAAAAAAGAGCGAAUUGAUACCGGAAGUCGGCGAUUUCUCAAACUUCUUUAAAGGGUUCGUGACAUUUUUUGUCAUCAUUUCCUUGUAAUCUUGCUGUUUCAGAAGCUCCAAGUUCUCGGAUACUUUCACCGAUGUCAUUUCGGACGUCUACUCGUGGUCGACGUCGUUGGAACCAUCAGAAGAAAACCUACCGCUCCCGUUUGUUUCGAAAAACGAGGAAGUCGUGUGGUCUUAUCUGAAGCAUCAGAACAAGCAACUCGAUUCGGUCAACAAGAAGUUCAAGGUGUGUUCGUGAUUCGGUUCACGUUCAAAAUACGUUUUCUCAGGGGUUCUUGUCUGAAUUGGUCGGAAAACAACAUAUUCGCGUUUCGACCAAAGAAGAAUCGGACGAUUCUGAAGAGUCGGAACACGACGAAGAAGACGUGGAAGACGAAGAAUUGGAAGACGAAUUCGUUGAUGAAGAGGAGGACAAUGAGGAAGGCGACGUUGAUCUGUUUAACUUGAAGGAAGAGGAUCUGAAAACGUUGGACGCAGAUCUUAAAAAAAUGGGAGAAGAAACCGAUUCGGAUGAGGAGGAGGAAAUGGACGUCGAUGACAGUAAAAAGACGUCGGAUCCGAAAAAGUUCAAAAAGAGCAUCGUCGACGACGAGUUCUUCAGUCUCGAAGAAAUGCACGAUUUCUUGCAAAAAACGGAGAGAAACGGAGGAAAAGCGCAAGAAGAUAUGAUGUUCGAAGAUGAAGUACGUUUUCGGAAUGACUUGAAUUUCAACAAAUUUGCUUUUUAGGACAGCUGGGAUGGAAAGGCUGACUACACGUACGAAGACUUUUUCGGAUCUCGAGACGCUGUUCCCGAUGCGGAAGCGGCAAAGAAGGGAGAGAAGAAGCGGAAGGCGGCGGACGCUGAUCUGUCCAUCGAUGACGGGUUUGUUUCACACUUUAAUCAGUACUUAUGCUUUCAACUUUACCCUAAUGUUUCAGAAAACAUAAAAAACGUGUUCGUUUCGCAAUGGAUGAGGAAGAAAACGAAGAAGACGUCGACAAUGAAGAAGAUGAAGACGUUGACGACGAAGAAGAUAUUUCCGAUCAGCCCGUUCUUCUGGGAGCCGAUCUCGAAGAGCAGAAAGAAGAAUCUGCAUUUGUGAAAAGACAGAAUAAGAUGAAGGAGAGAAUUUCGAAGCUGGAAGAGGAGAAUCUCGCUCCGAGGUCGUGGGAGUUGUCCGGAGAAGUGGCGGCGGACCAAAGAGAGCAAAACACUCUGCUCGAGAAACACGUGGACUUCGAUCACGGCGCCAAGAGAGCUCCAGAAGUCACCGAGGAAUUCACCGAUCGUCUGGAGUCGCUUAUCAAGCAACGCAUUAAAGACAAGGCCUGGGAUGAUGUGAUCCGUGUGAAGAAAGUAGAUGCGAAGGGGCCAAAGUUCGAGACUCAGGCCAUCGAGAACAUGUUCAAUCAGAAGACGUCUUUAGCGGAAGUGUACGAAAAAGAGUACGAGAAGAGCAUCGGAGGAGGUGGAGAUGGCGAGAAAAAGGUGAAUGAGUCUCACGAGACGAUCAAGAAGAAGAUGUCGGAUCUGUUCCGCCUCAUCGACGCACUCACUCACUUCGAAUACAAACCAGAUCAGGCGAGAGAAGAAGUCAAGGUGGUCUCGAAUAUGGCUGCUCUCCGAGUGGAAGAGGUCGGAAUCACGGCUUCCAGUGAGGCCCAACUGAUGGCUCCGGAAGAAGUGAGCAAGAAGAUGAAGGCGGUCGAAAAGGGCAAGGAGGAGAGGGAUUCGACGGAUAAGGCGAGAGAACGUAGAAAGAAGAAGGCUAAGCAGAGGUCGAUGGUUGAGAAGUUCGGAGAGGAGAAGGUGUUCGGCGAACAGAAGGCCAAGAAGAAGGAGAAGGCAGAGAAGGGAAUGGACAAGAAGGGCGGCGAGAAGGUGAAGAGCAGCAACUUCUUCGCGAAACUGCAAGAGACGGUGACUGCCGAGAAGAAGAACGGUACGACGACGAAGAAGAAGAAGGUGGUGAAGCGAACGAAGACCGACAAGAACUCGGCUGCGAUCAAGUUGUAG
Caenorhabditis sp. 36 PRJEB53466 is the source of this 2073-nucleotide messenger RNA. Lineage: Eukaryota; Metazoa; Nematoda; Chromadorea; Rhabditida; Rhabditidae. The record is from the annotation of a GenBank genome assembly.